Chara braunii is the source of this 4746-nucleotide messenger RNA. The record is from the annotation of a GenBank genome assembly. NCBI's taxonomy places the organism in Eukaryota, Viridiplantae, Streptophyta, Charophyceae, Charales, Characeae.
UGCAGCAGCCAUGGAGGUUUUCAGCGUUGUCGUCCCCUUGGGCUCAGAUGUUUCGCUCUUCUGCAGGAGAGCGCAGGUCGACGACCACUGCUGCUGAUGCUGAUGCUCGUCGUUCUCGUCCUCCGAGCGAAGUAGAAGGGAGGGGGGAUAGGCCGACGUCCCUAGUGGAGGCAAGGAGAGAGGAGGACGGGGAGAAUGUAGUCGGUGCUCCCACCAGUUCUGAAGCGUCGGCCGCACCGGAUGCACCAGGCAGCAGCAGUAGAUGGACGGCAUCCGAUUGUCCGGCCGUGACUCUGUUUCCCCCCUUCAGUGCCUUCACCACUCUUGAGAACUCCAAGGCUAGCGCCACUCCGGAUGAGCAGUCCGCGGAGUCAGGCACAGGAGGAAGAAGGAGCAGGAGGAGGUUGCGUCGGGCUGGCACGACCUUGCCAGCAGCUGAGGGAGAGAGAAAGGAGAAGGAGAAGGUGGAUGGUGUUCCCCUCCUGCCGAGAGCGGCAUUAGCACGGGCCCCACGGGGGAAUGCACCACCCAGAUCGACCAUGAUGGCCGACCUUCCCGCGGAGACUCCUGCGCCUCCCCCCCUUGCACCGCCCCCCGCCGACGCUGGUACUGCCUUGCAGUCUCUUCCGCGCGUUCCCGCCGGUAUCCCGUUCACCCCGUGCCAUCCAUGGCCGCGCAGGAUGGAUGGGGUAAUAGGCGGCGAAGGGGGUUCUUCCGUAGCUCCUCCUUCGCGGGUAUACGCCGGGGAGGGGGAGGAGGCCAUUCUCUCUUCUCUUCCUCCCACUGCGGGCGAAUCCAUUGUCCCCCUGAUGGGGGUGAUCGAUCUUCCCCCCCGUCUUCUACCUCUGAGGGAGGGCAACGCCGCUGUACUCCCUGGAAGGGAGGAGGAGGAACAAAGGGGUGGGGAACACCCCUUUUUUCCCCCUUCUCCACAGGAGAACCAGAUUCAGAAGAAUCAGAAGUCUCUUCAAGUUCUUUACUUGCCUUAUGGCAGUGACCAUUGCACUCGACCUCAACCUUCCACGUGUCAAGCGUUGGCUACUCCUGCUGCUGCGGCACGAACAUCUGCUAACCUCUACCCGAACGGCUCUCAAUCAGCAACCAAUCCUGCACCAGCAGCUGCUGCUACAGCUGCUGAUCUGUAUGGUGCCAAUCAAUCUCUGCCACCAGCAGCUGCUGCUAGUGCAGCUGAUUUGUACAGAAGUCGCCUCCAAAGCAUCAAUCCUGCACCAGCAGCUGCUGCUACAGCCGCUGAUUUGAUCGCCAAGGCCCUCCAAGCAAAUAAUUCUGUACCAGCAGCUGCUGCUACAGCUGCUGAUCCGCACAGAAAUGGCCUUGAGGCGACCAGUGCUGCAGCAGCAGUAGCAGCAGCUUCUGCUGAUCGGUAUGGAGGCUACGGCCCUUGUGGUCGAUACAAUGAAUCGGCGACUCUGUGUACGUCUUCGCCUCAUUGUCGUAGGCUUUGGCCUCCGCCCCCUAGUACCCCUACUAGUGCUGCCGCUGCUGAUCUGUACGGAACUCGAUGUCAACCAAUCAAUCCUACAGCUUCAGCUGCCGCUGCUGAUCUGUACGGAACUCGAUGUCAACCAAUCAAUCCUACAGAUUCAGCUGCCGCUGCUGAUGUGUACGGAACUCCAUGUCAACCAAUCAAUCCUACAGAUUCAGCAGCAGAUCUGGAUCAUCGGAGUUGCCGAUACAAUCAAUCAGCGGACCCAAAUACGUCUCCGCCUGAUUAUCCUAGUCUGUGGCUGUGGCCUAGUCCGUCCCCUGGUUCCAUUCCUUAUCCCUCCAGGACGGUGUCACGUCUACCUUCCUCGUUGGCUGUUCCAGAAGAUCGCUUGGGGAUGGGACAGUCGCUGCUGCCGUUCGCCACGUGUCAAGCGACGGCUCGUGCAGCAGCAGAAGCUGAUCUGAUUGGGUGCAAUCGCCAUGAACCAAUCAAGCAAUCGCCGGCUGCACGGAGAAGGUCGUCACGUGGCUGUGGACAACCGCCCAAUCCGACGAGGUCAACGAGGUCAACGAGGUCAACGAGGUCAACAAAGUCAACGAAGUCGGCAGCGCUGGCAAUCCAUCGUCCUGUGUUGCCUCGGGGUGUAGAAGAUCAUGUUCGGGGGAUUGCACGACAAACUGCCACGUGUCAAGUGACGGUUAGUGCUAUGCCAUCUGAUUGGCUGUCUGGGUAUUGCCGAACCCAGCAAUGGGCGGGGGGAGCUCUGCCUCCCUCCCCCUCCCCCUCCCCCUCCCUCUCCCCAUGGCCAUCUCCACUGCCUGCCGUGUGUCCUGCUGCUGCUAGUUUGCAGACGACGGCAGGAAGGUCUUCAUCGUUGCCUGCGGCAGAAGAUUACGGGAUUGCAGGGCAACCUGCCGCCACGUGUCCUCCGAUUAUUACCCAGGAGGCAGACGGGAAUACACCGGAGGGGAGAAGAAUGGGAGGAGGCGGCGGGUGCAUAGGGGAAGAGGAGGUGGUGGAUUGCCUGCUACCGGCAGGAGUAGGAGGUGGAUUACUCGUGGAUCCUCCUCCUCCUCCUCCUCCUCAGUCGAUGGGGGCGAUGGGGACCACCACCGGAAACGUGGACAACGUUGCAGAGAGGAGGGAUAUGGAGGUUGAAGGGGAUAGGACGGUGGCAGGUCGAGGAGGAGGAGAAGGAGGAGGAGGGAUGGGAGGAGGAGGUGGUUGCCCAGGGGAGGAGGAGGAGGUGGAUUGCCAAGGACCGGCAGUAGUAGGAGGUGGAUUACUCGUGGAUCCUCCUCCUCCUCCUCCUCCUCCUCAGUCGAUGGGGGCGAUGGGGACCACCACCGGAAACGUGGACAACGUUGAAGAGAGGAGGGAUGUGGAGAUUGAAGGGGAUAGGACGGCAGCAGAUCGAGGAGGAGGAGGAGGGAUGGGAGGAGGAGGUUGUUGCCCAGGGGAGAAGGAGGAGGUGGAUUGCCAAGGACCGGCAGUAGUAGGAGGUGGAUUACUCGUCGAUGCUCCUCCUCCUCCUCCUCCUCAGUCGAUGGGGGCGAUGGGGACCACCACCGGAAACGUGGAGAGGUUUUACCAGAGGAGGGAUACGGAGAUCGAAGGGGAGAAAACGGCGGCAGAUCAAAGAGGGGUGGGAGGAGGGAUGGAAGGAGCGAUGGGAGGAGGAGGAGGAAUGGAAGUCGGAUCCGACGGAAAGAAGCAGAUCGAAGAGCCAGAGAGGGUGUGGACCACCACCGGAGACGGGACAACGGGGACCACCACCGCAGACGGGGCGAUGGGGACCACCACCGCAGGCGGGACAGUGGUUCAUAGAUUGGGAUUGCGAACAGGCAAGAAGAAGAUGGGGGCGCGAAAGAGGGAGGAGGUUGAUGGGGAUAGUAGAACGGAGGUUUACCAGGGAAGACCCCGUCGGCGCAAACGACUCUCCCGCCGGCUGGACUUGGGCGCAGAAGAGCUCUCGGACACGUCAACGCCCAACGGACUGCCUCCGUUAAUACCCUCAGGCGGAGCUUUCGCUGGAGCUGUCUGUGGAACUGUCGGUGAACCUUCGUUCGCCGAUCAGGCACACCAGCAAUAUCCACCACCAGCUUCGUCCCAACUCUAUGGUCAAUCUCCUCCGGUAUCGACAGACGUGGCAGCAGCAGAGCCGCAGCGCGAGAUGUCACUGGCAGCGCUACACAGCGUGGAAGGUAGGAGGCAAUUGGGAGAAAGUCCAUCCCCAGCUGCAGCGAUGGAAGGGGAGAUUGACUGCCUACCGGUAGUACACGGAGUACCGGUCCGUCUAGACGGAAUACCCUUCAAUCCCGAGCAGCCAGUCAGGGUCGCUGUGGCCAGAGAGAAAAGGAUCGCAACAGAGGGAUUGACGGAGGUUGGAAGGGGGGGAAAAGCAGUUGGUGGUCAAGGAGGAGGAGGAGGAGGAGGAGGAGGGGGAGGAGGAGUCCCAUCUUGUUGCUUCGGCUCUGUGUCCAACUCACUUCAGCUUGCAGUCGCGUUCGCUAAAGCCGUUGCCGGAGGUGCUAACCCCACCGAGCUACCUGCGUUAGCACAAUGCGGAGGAGGUCAUGGUGCCGCUCGGUCUUUUUUCUGCGAAGAAAUGGCCAGGCAAGAGCGGCAGCACGGGAUGCGGGGAUCACACAGUACCCCCGUGAACAGAACGGGAGGAGGAACUUCAAGUUGUCUCGCGGGAAGGAGAGAGGUGGUGGGUUACCUACCUGCCGAGGAGGAGGAUCAUGGGCCGAGCCAAGGGAUGCUGGGGGCACACAGGACCCCCGUGAGCAGAACGGGAGGAGGAGAAGGAGGAGGAGGAGAAGCUUUUAAGGGUGGGGAGGAGAGAGGUGGUGGGUUGCCUACCUGUCAAGGACGAGGAUGGGCCAAGCCAAGGGAUGCUGGGGGCACACAGGACCCCCGUGAGCAGAACGGGAGGAGGAGGAGGAGGAGGAGGAGGAGGAGCUUUUGCGGGGGCGGGGAGGACAGAGGUGGUGGGUUGCCUACCACUACCUGUAGGACCGCCGGCCUGUAGGACCCGCCGGCGGGGGAGUGGCCGCGGCCGUAGGUCCGGAUCUGGGUUGGGACGAAGGAGACAGCAGCAGACGGAAGGGGAGGACGGACUUGGGAGAGAGAGAGGAUGUUGGGCGCGGGCACGAGAGAGGUCGAGAUCCCGGUUGCCGACUGCGAUUGUUGGGAUCCUGCCUCCUCUCCUCUGGGCCUCUUCCUCCAGUGGAAGAGCCAUUCGGUGGCGGCUCAAGAAAGCCAACAGGAGGCAACAAACGAGCUUCGUAAUG